Myotis davidii is the source of this 1569-nucleotide messenger RNA. It is a transcript of the gene SPSB4, whose product is annotated as splA/ryanodine receptor domain and SOCS box containing 4. The record is from RefSeq and is a predicted model, not a curated record. Gene Ontology annotation, cellular component: SCF ubiquitin ligase complex. Gene Ontology annotation, molecular function: protein binding. Bases 94 to 369 code for a protein of 91 amino acids. NCBI's taxonomy places the organism in Eukaryota, Metazoa, Chordata, Mammalia, Chiroptera, Vespertilionidae. Gene Ontology annotation, biological process: proteasome-mediated ubiquitin-dependent protein catabolic process; intracellular signal transduction. The transcript is spliced from 2 exons.
GAUGGCAAGAACCGGCCCGGCGUGGCCUACCCGGCCUUCCUGGAGCCCGAGGAGGCCUUCGCGUUGCCGGACUCGCUGCUCGUGGUGCUGGACAUGGACGAGGGCACGCUCAGCUUCGUCGUGGACGGCCAGUACCUGGGCGUGGCCUUCCGGGGCCUCAAGGGCAAGAAGCUGUACCCGGUGGUGAGUGCCGUGUGGGGCCACUGUGAAGUCACCAUGCGCUACAUCAACGGCCUUGACCCCGAGCCCCUGCCGCUGAUGGACCUGUGCCGGAGAUCCAUCCGCCUGGCCCUGGGCCGCCAGCGCCUGCAGGACAUCGGCGCCCUGCCCCUGCCUCAGUCCCUCAAAAACUACCUGCAGUACCAGUGACGGCCUGUGGCGCCGAGGGCCCGGCCUUCCUUUCACGGCACAGGGAACAUGCGGGCAGGGGCCUUUCUCGCCCGGCUCCCCAGAACUUGCAGCUCUUUGGAAGGCCAGUGCGCGUUCCCAACCUGAAAAAUGAAUGUCUGUUGCCAACAGUAUUUGCUGCCCGAGAAGCAGCUCCCCACAGUCCCGACACCUCCUUGGAAGCCUUGAAGCCCCCGGAGGAGGGCCCGCCUGCCCACUGGACACCUCCGAUGGUAUUGAUCCGGGAGCCCGUCUCCAUAUUCAAGAGAAUGAAUAAAACAUUGGGGCAGGAGACUCUGUUGUGUGCGGAGCAGGCAGGGCCAGCUGGGGGAGAAACUGCCUCCGGAUAAUGAAUGAUGACAGCAGCCAGGUCCCCUCGGGCCCUCACCCCUUGUCAGGGCAGGAUACUUGAGGACUGCGCCCCUUUGAGAGAGAUGCCCGCAGGCAGAACUGGCAAGUGGCCCGAGCAGUGUUUAGCCACACGCCUCUGGCUUACCUCUUCGAAAGUUUACUUACCCGAGUCACUGCCUUCCUGCCCCUCACCCACCCCCAUUGCCCCAGGCACCUCUUAUUCAGGGAAGCUGAGUCUCACGAAUUCACCCCAGGGACAGAGUGUUUCUUUUAUUAUUAUUUUAAGCAGCAGGUGCAUUUUAAGAGAGGAGUACGAGGAGUGAGGGCAGUACUUAGUCCAAAGGUGCUAGUGGGGGAGGGGAGGGGCAUUGCAACCCCCUGGUGGAUGAUGUCGGGGAGGCCGGGGGUCUCUAGGCAACCAUCCACUCAGGAUGCAGCCUGGUUGCCACAAAGCUUUAUUUGAGCAAACUAUUUUUUCACUUUAGGAGACUUGUACGAGCUUGUUUGUUUCAAAUGUGUGUGUGACAUGCUGUUUAUUUAUCAGCGUGGGGCCCGUGAGGGCAGCCCCGUAACUGGAAGGGUGGGCGUGGGAGGCACCUUCUUCACCUGCUCCAAACCUGGCCCUCUCCCGGAAGGAUGCUGCUGCUGAGACCGCCUCCCUGGGCAGCCCUCGAGUGUUUCCGACGCUCUCUGCCCAGACGCAUUUUUAACUGGAAAUUGUCCCAGCAGUGGAAUUUCGGAGCCCCAGACGGCACUGCCGCCCCCACUUCAAUGUGAAUUUGACUGAUGAAUGAGGAACGUUUCUAAUAAAGUGUGUCAUUCAGUCCUUCA